This is a messenger RNA of Drosophila biarmipes, 7672 nucleotides long. RefSeq lists its product as uncharacterized. NCBI's taxonomy places the organism in Eukaryota, Metazoa, Arthropoda, Insecta, Diptera, Drosophilidae. The record is from RefSeq and is a predicted model, not a curated record. The coding region runs from base 923 to 5452 and encodes 1509 amino acids. The transcript has 6 exons.
GCGGUUUUCGGAGCAAAAGGAUGCAGCAGCAGUAGCAGCGGUGAAACCAACGUCCGCCGAAGAAUCAGCUUCAUCAGCGGGUUAAAUUUCUAGAAAGGAGUUUGUCUUCAGUGUUUGAACUAUUAAAAAUUCAAAUAUAAACUCAAGUUAAGUGAAUGGAAAACAUAAACAGUUUAAAGUGACUCAAGGGAAUUCAUAACUGAGAAACAAGUGCGGAGUGUCGGGGUUUUUUUUGGGCUCUGCAAGGACCCUUGGAUUACCUUGCGGGGCGAGCGGAAUCGCGAGAUAUAACUUCGCCGGCGGAAACCGAAAGAAAUCGAAGGAGAAAUCCAGGCAGGCCGCCACAAGGACAUAUUGCAGCUGCAGCAGCAGCAACAGGAGAUUAAGUGCUGGGAACCGCCAUCCUUUUUCGGGCAGUGCAUGCUUUUGAGCCCGCGAGGAAGCAGCGAUUGAAGCGGCGCUGCUGCCGCAGAAAAUGGCCGCAGCGACAACAGCAACAUCCACGAGUGCAGCGGCGAUAGCAGCAGCAGCAACAUGAAUGAGACCUGCAGCAGAUGCAGCAGCAACAUCGCACGCCGGCGAUGAUGUGCAUGGUGAUGAUGCUGAAGACGCUCAAGCGAAUGACGAUGAUGAUGUCGACGUUGUCGAGUUGCAGUUUCAAGAGCCACAACACAAUGCCAAGUGCCAACAACAAGCCGAGCGAAGGGGGAAAUUAAGUGCCAAAGGCAACCGCAGCAACACAGCAGCAGCAACAGCAACACAGCAGCAACAGCGAAAAGAUUUUUCGCCAGCCAAGCAGAAUCAAAACUAAAUUUACAUAACAAAACAGGAGCAGCCAAAACAGAAGUGGGAAAGCCCUUCAAGAAUCUCCGUUUCCCAGAAGCGUAGUCAAUAGGGAGGCAGCCACAUAGCCAGCUGCAACAUGCCCGGCAGCAACAUGUCGGCUCCGCUGUGCGGCAGGGGGCGUGGCGCCCUCUUGGUGGUGCUCCUGCUAGCCACCACCCUGAGCAGUGGUGGCUGGGCAGCGCCCACAACCGGUGGUGCGGCGGCGGCGGUGGUGGGGCAUAAGCCAUCGCAGCAGCACCACCACUCGCACCACUUGGAAAUCGGGGUGCAGGGCCACACACCCACUUUGAUGGAGGCCAGCACCAGCGGGGACGGCAGGCAUGCACCACUGGCCACAACUAAGGCGCCACCACAGCCUAGCACCACCAGCACCAGCACAAGCACCACUACCACAACCACCGAGAUGCCAAGAGCCACUGAUGAAAUUCAGGUGGCCAAACCAGUGCCAACAGCUGAAGAAGGAGUAUCUGCAAUCAGCAGUACUGAAGGGAGAACCACUGAGGAUAGAGCCACUGAGGGGAGCAGGACCUCUGAAGGAAGCAGCACCACUGAAGGAAGUAGCACCACUGAAAAAUCCACGGUAACCAAAGAAACCCUAAGGAGAUCCACUGAAGUUAGCAGCUCAGUAAGCAGCACAUCCGAAAGUAGCACCACUGAGAGGAGCACCACUGAGAGGAGCACCACUGAGGGGAGCACCACUGGGAGGAGCACCACUGAAAGCAGCACCACUGAGAGCAGCACCACUGAAAGAAGCACCACCGAAGCCAGCCGCCUCAAAAUUAGCAGCACCACUGAAAGACCUCCCUUGCUAAAUGAGACAAUCGCACCACCGGACAAAGUAGCAUUGCAGGUGGUGCAGCUGCUGGCCUUGGAGCACACGGUGGCUCCACCCUUGGACAGUGGUCACGAUGGCCUAAAGCUGACCAAAAAGAAGCAGCUGCAGCAGCAGCACUACCCCACCAGCACCACCACCAUGGAAACGGAAACGGAAAGGAGCAGCACCACCACCACUACCACUGGCCCCACCACUUCAAAGGCACCACCACCCACUCCCCUGCUGCCCGUGCACAAUGGCUACCUGGGACCGAUCUUCAUGGGCGAGAAGACCUUCAGUGUGGUGCAUCCGCUGAAGAAACCCCAGCCAGCAAACCACCAGCAUGUGGCUUCGAUUGAGAACCAACUCCGAAAUGGCCGGCUGGUGGAGAUUCUGGCACCAACGGCUCUGCUGGAACAGACUGCCGAGACCAGCACCACCCACGCACCACCGGUGGGACCCGGAGCAGCCUCGGUGCUCUCCACCACCGUUUUCCAGGUGCCCGAGCUGCAGACCAGCACCACCCGUCUGCCGGCGAGCAAUGCCAUGGAGCGCACCGAAUCCAAGAUCUCGGACAUCCAGAUCGAGGUCUACGACUCCACGGUGGACUCCAUAGUGGCCUCCACGAACUUCCGCGACAGCGAGGGCUUCUAUGCGCCACCACAGAGCCCCGUCGAGAUGGGCACCACCAGGCCGGCCCACGAGAUGAUCUCGCUGCCCCAGGAGCGCUUCACCCAGUACGUGAUCGACCGCGCAGAUGUGUCCACCCAACCGGCGUCGGGUGGUGCAGGUGGUGCGGCAGUGGGUAAGCCCGAGCCGGCGGCCAUCGAGAUCCACAUCAAUGUGUCCGAGGCCUUUGGCAGCGAGAGCGAGGACCUGGAGUUCUCCUACCGGCAGCCCUCGGUGGCGGCCGAAAAGCAGGGCAAGCCCGGCGACGAGAUCCUGGUGGUGGAGAUCAUCGACAGUGGUGCGGACAACAGCAGCGCCGAGUCGGGUGGCUCCUCCUCCUCCUCCUCGUCGAGUGGCGAGCACAUCAAUCCGAUCUUCACGUUCCGCAACUCGGAUGCGGCGGCUGCACCACCGCCUCCCGUGCGCCCUCCCCAAUCCAUUCAGGACGCCGACGAGCUCUUUAUGGCCGACCUCAAGGAGGGCGGUGGUGCAGUGCCUCGCCCACCGCCGCCGCCGCCACCACCACCGCCGCGAAAGCCCAGCAUCGAUCGCGACUCGGACACGAUCUUCUACAUCUCGAACACGGAGGUCAAGGUGGGGGAGUCGCUGCCCACGGUGGGCCCGGUGGGUGAGCAGCAGCGCAAGUUCCAGCUGGAGAACCAGUUCUUCCCCGCCAGCUACGUGAUGCAGGAGCAGGAGCAGAGGCAGUCCCAGUCGCAGCAGGCCGACGAGGACAUCAUCCUGUCGCCACUGCACCACAAUGCCGACGGCCUGAAGAUCUUCCGCAGCUCGUCGUCGAGCAGUGGUGAUGGAGCACCACCGCUGGACGUCACGUACGUGGGUGAGUCGGUCAUCGAGGUGGAGCAGCAGCCGCAGAGCUGGAGCAGCACGCCGGCACCACAGCAGCAGCAGCAGCAGGACAUCAUCAUCCAGCCGGCUGUGCUGCCGGAUCUGGCCAUCGGAGUGCCCGUGAUCGGGGAGCUGCCGCCGCAGAUCGAGCUCAAGGAGAUCGACUACAUGCCCGGGGAGCUGGGCAUGGGCAUGGGCCAGAACGGGAUGGGCAUCUACGAGAACGACAUCCAGAGCAACAGCAUCGACAGCGAGCCGGAUGUGAUCGAGAGCUCCAUCCAGUACGGCGGCGAUCUGAUCGACGACGGAGCAGGUGGCGGCUUCGACGGCGUCGAGGGCUCCUAUCCCUUCGAGAGUCCCGCCCACCGCCAGCAGCAGGUGGGUCAUGGCCUGAGCCACCUGCCCCACCGCCAGACGGCCAACCACCUGCACCGCGAACAGCUCCCGGUGGCGGAGAUGGUCAACGCCACGCUCCUCCAGAGAUAUGACGGGGGAUCGGGUUCGGGAUCGGGAUCUGCCUCGGCCAUGGCUCCCUUGCUGGCCAGCGGAAGUGGCAGGACAGCUAAUGCCACCGCCCUCUCGGAGGAUCCUCUUGGGGAUUACGAUGGAUUCUUCAAUCUCUUUGCUGUUUCCAUGGGUCUCAUCAUUGUCAUCCUGCCCUCAGCCCUCCUGGUGUCCAUGUACUGCGCUGUAAAAUAUGUGCUGGGCAAGAACUCAGGAGCGGGCACGGGUGGCGCCCCGGGCGACGACAGCGAACAGGGCCGGGACUCAAAGCACGAGGAUAUCUCACGGAAUGCCCGCGAGACGAAGAUGCACACGGACAAGGACGGCGUCUUCGUGGUGGAGGUGGCCCGCGGCAUAGACGCCAAGCAGCUGGCCGGCGACCAUCCCGGCGUGACCCUGGACGCCACCGAACUGCCCUUCGACAACAAACUGUCUCCGAACGGGGGGCACUUGCUGGACAAGGCACUGCCACCCAGCCACGAGCAGGUGCAGAUCCAUGCGCCGCCCCAGGACUUCGCUUCCGCCACCGCUGGCCAAACGGCUGCCCCCCUGCAUCUUAUCGAGGAGGCCGAGGAGCACGGAGCCGAAGAUCUCGCCCAGCAGGAAGUGGAAGGCCAAACCAAUCUGGCCCGCACCGGCCUCUCGCAAUCGGAUCUCAGCUCGACCUCGUCGAGUGACUCCAACAAGCGGUACUCCUACGGCAACCAGGAGCUCUAUGUCAUCGAGCAGCCGGGCUACGCCACCAGUUCGCCCACAGCCAAGCCCAUAUUGAUAAGCCCCAAUCAAAACGAGAAUCAAAAUCCGGGCCAGGAACGGGAGCUAAAGUCGCAGAUGUCCAUCAGUCCGGAGCAAACGGAGAUCGAAUCAAGCCAGGGCUCUAAGAAGUCAGAGGAGGAGGUUCUGCCGGAAAAGGUAAUAGAGACUGUUCCGGAAAAGGAAAAGGAUACUGCUCCCGAGAGGGAAGUAGAGAUAGCACCCAAAGAGGAGGCACCGGCUUCACCAGAAAAGUCAGCAGUCCCGGAAAAGGUGACAGAGGUUGAGCCUCAAGUAGUGGUUCCACUCAAAGAGGAAGAGCUUCCAUCAAGAAAGGAUGAGGUUCCACCAAGAGAGGAAGAGGUACCACCAAAAGAGGAAGGGGUUCCAGCCAAAGUAGAAGAGGUUCCACCCAAGGAAGAACAGGUGCCACCAAAAGAGGAAGAGGUUCCACCCAAGGAGGAAGUGCCUCCACCAACAGUCGAGGUCUCUCCGCCACAGGAAGACCCUGUUCAGAUCGAUCUGGAGGAUAAGCCAGAGAACCCAGUCGAGGAACAGCCCGAAUCAAAGCCAGAGCACAUUGAGACCCAUUCCGAGCCGGAAGAGGAGAUGGCCGUAGCAACCGAAUCCCAGCCAGAGGAGACUGAACCGGAGGCCGAGAGCAACUACGACAGCCUGAUGAGCCUGCCGGCGCCACCAUCCACGGAGGAGCUGGGCGAUUACAGCCUCAUCGAGUCCAACCAGCUGGACAGCCUGCCACCGCCACCGCCGCCGCUCCUGGAGGCCCCGAGCACUCCGCCGGCGAGCGAGAGGCCUCUCAUCAGCAACGGCAAUGGUGGGAUGGCCAAGGGCGCCACCACCACGGUGGGUGGUGCGGCCGAGGAGCCGGCCACCCUGACACCGCCCGCCUCGCCGCCCGCCACCCCACCGCCCUCGCAGACAUCGACCCAGUACGGCAGCAAUGGGUUAACCAAUGGCAUCCACGCCCUGGCCGUGGUGGACGUGAAUGGCAGUUAAGAAAGGCCAGGUGAGAUGGGUUUUUUUUUCAACGGAUCUCCUAGAGAUCGUGGGGAUGGCAUCCCCGUAGCGUGUAAGGAUUACUAGGCGUACUGACACCCAGAAGCCAAACUGUGGCAAAUUUAAAUAUAUACACUUAAUAGAGCGAAACUUUUUCCACUUACUGUUUGUUGAUUUUCGAAUAUAACGAAUAAUAACAAUUAAAUGCGAUUAAUAUAACCAUAAAUCAUAAUUAAUUGUUUGUCUAUUUGCGGCUGGCAGCCUCUCCCCCCACCUACCAGCCACCCACAACCACCCACUUCGACCCACUGCUCUCUCCAUGUCGGGGGGAGGUGCGGCUAACGAGUAUUUCAAUGUCUAUGACUACAGUAAAGCUAACGAAAAAACAAACCGAAUAAAUGGAAAAGCAAAUACAAAUCCGAAUACGAUAGAAUCUGCAUACGAACUACAUAUAAUAUAAUAAAAGAGGGCGAUACAUAGGCAAACAGAGUCGAGGAAGAGUAACUACCGAUAUGUAACGAUGCAUAAUUAAUUAGGCUAAUUAUUAACACACACAACAGCGCCAAACUCGAAAAAAGGAAAUGUCAACUGCAACGGCUACCGCUUAGAGGGCAUAAUUGUAGUGAAAUUAUUUGGGUUCGAUUGGCAAGUUCGCGGACAGCCAAUAACAUCACAGUGUGUCCUGUGUCCGGAUCCCCAUUGAGGCUUAGUGUAUAGAGUUUUAAUUAGCAGAAUCCGGAAGGAAGUCCGAGUUGGUUUCAAAAGCAUCAAUUGCCUUUUAGAGGGAUUAUAUUGAAGUGUAUUUCCGUUGAAACGGAGCUAUUUAUCACUGCGAGUUCCGGGUUCGCACAGUAAGCGUUUCCGUUUUUCAAAAGCGUAAAAAGUGUAAGCGAUUCCAAGGAAAUCACUAAAUCAACUUAUUGACGUGUCUAAAAGUAUGCAACAAAAUUUUCGAGUCCGGAGUGCCAAUGUAUUUAUCAAAAGAAAUGUCGCGUUGUUUAUUGAAGCAUACUUUUAGGCAUUUUAUGGGUGAUUUCAGACUUCAACAUUUUUAAUUUGAAAUUCGAAAGGCAAGAGCACAGAUAUAAUGGCAGCAAGCACCCCAAAAUAAUAUCCGGACAGAGACCACACCCAAAUAUCGUUGAUGUUUCGAUAUUCAUGUUUUGCAAAUUACACAAUUCACUUGACAAAAUCAAAUGUGCCGAACUUUUGUAGCAGCCAACACAAUUUACAAAGAGAAACGAACCAUUUAUACAAUGCCAAUAUGGUGAUUACAGCAGAAUAUAUGUAACCUUUUAAACGAUAAAACCAAAAUAGUUAUAGUCCUAGUCGAUACAAUAUAUAUAUAUAUGUGUAUGUAUAUUUUUUUCGUGUGUGUGUAUGGAAAAAUUAGGCGAAAAGGGGACUUCAACUCAAAGCAAAUGAGAACUAAAUGGCUAACGAUAGACCUAAGAUAAUUGGCAAACUAAAUGGAUGCAUUAAUGGUCUACACACAUAUAUACAGCAUUGAUAAAAUAUAGGAAAAACUUAACUCUUUGAAAAAAAAACUUAGAAGUAAAGACGAGCGACGAAAUAACAGAUAAAAGCCGAAAUCCGAUCACUGCAAGUGGCGCGUUAUUAUGUAAGUAGUAGGAAUUAUCCAAGCCCCGGAUACAGUGAAGGGGUCGUUUAUAGGUGGAACAUAAUCCCUGGCUAACGAUUAACCACUUUUGUUGUUUACGUUUGUUCCAAUUGUUUUAUUGACAAUUAAGCCCGACGGUCGAGCGAGGAUGCCAAUGAGAAAAUAUUAUGAAUAUUUCAAAUGAAUAACCCAAAAAAAGAAAGAAACAGUAAUCGUAAAUCAAAUACAAAAGUUAGGAAAAGCGUGAAGAGAAUUUUUUUUUGGGUCGAACGAAAACAAAAGAAAUAAGUAAAUGUGAUUGUUAUUUAACCUUAAGUUAUUAUUAAAUCUAACUUAAACUGAUAUGUGUGUGAGUGUGCGUUAAAGACGAGAUUAGCAAGCCAAACGGAACGAGGCGAAACGAAACGAAACGAAUGGCAAUGGAACGCUCAAAAGCAAAGGCGGCGAUAAGCGAUAAGCGAUUAACGAUUACCGAUUAACGAUAGCUGGCAACUAGGCGAGAUUAAGGUCCUGCUAAGGAACCGAAAUAAAUGAAAUUCAACAUUAAGAACGAUUGCAACCGAAACCAAAUGGGAAAUACACACGAAAAGCAAAGUCAA